Morone saxatilis (striped sea-bass) is the source of this 947-nucleotide messenger RNA. RefSeq names its product PAXX non-homologous end joining factor (gene paxx). Gene Ontology annotation, molecular function: molecular adaptor activity. Gene Ontology annotation, cellular component: nucleus; nonhomologous end joining complex; site of double-strand break. Lineage: Eukaryota; Metazoa; Chordata; Actinopteri; Moronidae. The record is from RefSeq and is a predicted model, not a curated record. Gene Ontology annotation, biological process: double-strand break repair via nonhomologous end joining. Bases 54 to 644 code for a protein of 196 amino acids. The transcript is spliced from 7 exons.
AAGACGUUGCUUCCUCGGUGUUGGUUAGUUAUCAGUGAACUGUGGAAGGAAACAUGGAUGUGAACCAAACGUCAUACUGCACUGUGCUGGAUAAGAAGAGCCAGGCGAAAUUUAUUUGCUAUACACGAAGAAAAAACGGAACAUUUAUUGUUUGUUUGACAGAUGCCGCUGCUGUUUGGAGCACAGAGUACACAGAGGACGCGCUGAACCAGUUUAGACAGAUGUUUGCCUUGAAAUCUACAGAGGAUUAUAUCCUAAAACUCAGGUCAGCCUGUGGUAGUGGGGACGUGUCUGUUGUGGUGCAUGACACCAGUGCAGAGCUCCAUGUGGGCUCCGGUCCAGGUGACCUGAGUGUGAGCCUAUCCAGGCUGGAGGGCCUGCGGGCCACAGCGGAGCUGAAGGAGCUGCUAUUCAGGAUGGCUGACAGCCUCGCUCAGCCUGACAGUAAAUGUGGAUCCCCCUCUGUCAGUCCAGUGAAAAAUCACCAAAGGCGGCCCUCAGAGUUUGAGCCCCGACAGCAGCAAAAUUGUGCUCCAUCAUUGAUGGCGAAGAAACGACUUGCAGGGACUUCACUCAUCAACCCAGGAUCUAAGAAGAAGCUGCGGGCGACCGGCGUGGCCUUUGAUGACGCAGACGAAGACUGAUCCUUCAGACGACAAAAACAUUUCUCCUCCAAGUGCUCACACUGCUCCUGCAACAAUGAAUGUUCUAGGAAUCCACUAACGCAACAUUAUGAAAUGUAUGCAUAUUAUUUAAAUCACAGCUCGUGUGGUACAGUAACACAUUGUUUUAACCACAAUGAAAACUUUAACAAUGAUUUUUAAUACUGUUUUAAUAUCUGUCACUGUGAUGAAUGUCCUAUUCUCAGGCCUCCCUCGUAAAUGAUGUAACUUUUAUGAUAUUGGGUUUAUCCGGAAAUUAAAUAAAGAAUAAGUUGCAACAAAUUA